AUGGCGGGCUCUGGACCUUCCCGUCCGCUUUACCUUCGGCGUUCUGUGCUCAAGAUGGCUAAUCUUCCUAACCUGCGGCGUCUCUUCGUCGAAGCGCGCACAGAAGUCGAGGAGAACGAGUACUCCCGGACAGCGUUCUAUAACUUGGUUCUCUUCAUUUCAUCCGUCGCGAUCUUCAGUUUGGCCGCUCAACGCAUGAGUGGACCCAAGGCCGGCCGGUGA
Molecule: messenger RNA, 222 nt
Organism: Penicillium pulvis
Lineage: Eukaryota; Fungi; Ascomycota; Eurotiomycetes; Eurotiales; Aspergillaceae
Product: DUF5310 domain-containing protein
Exons: 4
Coding region: 1-222 (73 amino acids)
Biological process (GO): outer mitochondrial membrane organization
Source: RefSeq, a predicted model, not a curated record